AUGGCUGAGGGCGAGCGGGACGGCCCAACGUGCAGCAGCGGGCUGGCCGGCCGGCCAGAGCCGAUCCCUCGCAGCGGGCACUACAGCUUCCCGGAGUACGAGCUUCCCGAGCUGAACACGCGACCCUUCCACGUGGGUGCCUUUGGGGAACUGUGGCGGGGCCGACUGCGCGGCGCCGACGACCUGUCGCUGAAGGAGCCCCCGGCGCCCGCGCUGCGACCGGGCUCCGACUGCACCCGGGAGGAUGCCGCCGUGGCCCGGGACCUGGGCUGCAGCCUGGAGGCGGCGGCCGAGCUGCGGGCGGUGUGCGGCCUUGAUAAACUGCAGUGCCUUGAGGAAGGCCAGAAUCCAGAAGUCAUCCCCGGGGACACUGACCUGAUGACGUUGGGGAUUAGAAAGAGGCAGAUGGAGCAGAGGGAAGAAACCAUAACGAUUGACCGUGUAUGCAGACAGGAAACGUUCGCCUACGAGAUGGAGUCACAUGCCAUGGGGAAAAGGCCUGCGAACCCAGCAGACCUCGUUCCAGAAGGGGAGCUUAUCCUCUCUCUGAAUAUCUUGUACCCUGUUAUAUUUCAGAAGCACAAAGAACACAAACCGUACUAGACCGUCCUGGUCCUGGGCAGUCAGAAGCUCACAGAACUGGGGGAUUCCAUCUGCUGCGUCAGUGACCUCCAGAUUGGGGGGGAAUUCAGCAACACGCCUGACCAAGCUCCUGAGCACAUCAGCAAAGAUCUGUACAAAUCAGCCUUCUUUUAUUUUGAAGGAACAUUUUACAAUGAUAAACGAUACCCUGAAUGCAGAGAUCUGAGCAGAACCAUCAUCGAGUGGUCAGAGUCCCAUGACAGAGGCUAUGGGAAAUUUCAGGCUGCCAGUAUGGAAGAUUUCACCUUCAAUGACUUGUCCAUCAAACUGGGCUUUCCUUACUUAUAUUGUCACCAGGGAGACUGUGAACAUGUUGUCAUCAUUACCGACAUAAGGCUUGUGCAUCAUGAUGACUGCCUGGAUAGAACACUUUAUCCUCUUUUAAUCAAGAAGCACUGGCUCUGGACCAGAAAAUGUUUUGUUUGUAAAAUGUACACUGCCAGGUGGGUGACCAACAGUGACAGUUUUGCACCAGAGGAUCCGUGUUUCUUUUGUGAUGUUUGCUUCCGAAUGCUUCACUAUGAUUCAGAAGGCAACAAACUGGGGGAAUUUCUCGCUUAUCCUUAUGUUGAUCCAGGAACCUUCAAUUGA
Elephantulus edwardii (Cape elephant shrew) is the source of this 1233-nucleotide messenger RNA. It is a transcript of the gene SNAPC3, whose product is annotated as small nuclear RNA activating complex, polypeptide 3, 50kDa. The record is from RefSeq and is a predicted model, not a curated record. Gene Ontology annotation, biological process: snRNA transcription by RNA polymerase III; snRNA transcription by RNA polymerase II. Gene Ontology annotation, molecular function: RNA polymerase III type 3 promoter sequence-specific DNA binding; RNA polymerase II cis-regulatory region sequence-specific DNA binding; core promoter sequence-specific DNA binding. Lineage: Eukaryota; Metazoa; Chordata; Mammalia; Macroscelidea; Macroscelididae. The transcript is spliced from 9 exons. Gene Ontology annotation, cellular component: snRNA-activating protein complex.